CCGAAAUUUCGAUAGGUUGUCAAACGCGCGGAUGCUUCCUUUUAGGGGCAAAGGGUGUAACCUAUCUAUUUAUGGUGGCCAGCGUUCAGCAUGAUGUCAGGAUGAGCGUUUUCAUUGCAUGACGCGUCUUUUUCUGAAGCACUUUAAGCCAAGGGAAAAUUUGCUUAUAAAAAGAGCGUGAAUUGGCUGGCGUCUUUCUUUCAAUUCAACACUAUAACAAAGAAAUUUUAAAUCUAUCCAACAUGUUCUCUUCUCACUCUGCUCCCCGUGGUGUCCUCACUGUCAAGGUUAUUGAAGCCCGCAACUUGAAGGACGAAGACUUGGCUGGCAAGAACGAUCCCUAUGUCGAGUUGUGGCUCGAUGAAAAGUACAAGCAGCGCACCGAAGAACAAAAGAACACUGAUAACCCCGUCUGGAACCAGACCUUCACCUUCAACGUUGAAGAAGGCUCUUCCCUCCACAAGUUGUGCAUGAAGGUCGUCGACAAGGAUACCGUUGGUACUGAUAAGAUCGGUGAUGGCAAGCUCGAUGUCACCGAUGCUUUCAAGGGUCAAGAUAUUGAUACCUGGGUCAAGUUGCCCGCCAAGUUGGGUCUCACCAGCCAUGGUGAAAUUCACGUUUACGUUAGCUUCCAAGCCAACUAAACAUCUUGAUUCCUCUUUUUAUCCCCCUUCCCCCUCUCGUAAAUACUUGAUAUUGACAAAAAGCAACAACUAUUCUUGGCUUUUGAAAUGUAAAUGCACUAGGAAGAACCUCUGUACUUUAGCACCUUCCGUUCGCUAUUGUAGUGUUACUAAAUAAAUUUGAACGAAAAACCAUUUGUUUGGUUGUAUGAAACAAAAAAAAAAAAGAUUAAUAUUAAAAUUUU
Radiomyces spectabilis is the source of this 868-nucleotide messenger RNA. RefSeq names its product C2 domain-containing protein. The record is from RefSeq and is a predicted model, not a curated record. Gene Ontology annotation, molecular function: calcium ion binding. NCBI's taxonomy places the organism in Eukaryota, Fungi, Mucoromycota, Mucoromycetes, Mucorales, Radiomycetaceae. Bases 243 to 644 code for a protein of 133 amino acids. The transcript has a single exon.